GCCUUUCUCCCCCUUCCUCUGAGCCAAAACCGAGCCCUGAAUCUCUCCACUAAAUCCCGAGCAAGAGCGAACAUUAACAACAUAUAUUUGAGCAAGAUACGAGAAACAGUCACUUACGCUAAGUGUCAACUUCUUUGUUCUACACGAGUUCUCUAGAUACAUCACGUUCCUGCGGCGUCGUGGUCUUUUACGUUGUAUCGUACUUCGAAUAUUUCGUAGUACUCUUCUUUUUUUUUAUCUACCGUUACUUUGUCAGCCAUCCGACCGGAUCGACCUCAACCGUUUACCUGUCGACUAGACAUUCCUGCCGCAGUGGAGCCCACCGCGAGGGAUCUGGUUUUCCGAGAUACUGACCUUACACUUUCUCUACAGAAUACUUAUGUCUUCUCAAGAACCUCAACCUUCGGGUUCCCAGAAUCCAACGUCUCAGUCACGCCGAGACGCAAAUCCUAAUGUCGAGUCCGAAGAGUCUGAUACUAAUCCGAUGUCGCGUCAAACGAGUCUGGGUUCUCAGAUUCAAUUACUGACUACUAUGCCCUCUCCUGGAGCCGCCAAUGCUCCUUAUUUUACAGGUUCUCGCGCUACAGUCUUUCUAGAAGCCCUCAAGAGGAUAUGUGAUGGCGCCGGACUUAACGAAGAUGAGUCCGUUAAUCAAAUCUAUUUUUACUCAUCAAUUUCGGUUCAAGAUACUAUUCGCUACAAUGCUUCGUUCAACAUCGACAAGAAGAAGAAGACUUGGGAAGCGGCUAAGAAGAGUUUCCUUCGACUUUAUGGUUCUUCUGACCUCGCUCCGGCUGUCACUAUCACGGACUUACAGAACUUUACGAUGAAGCAAAAUUCGAAGACUCCCUUUCUCACUCGUUCCGCUAUCGAGCACUACUAUCAAGCCUUUGAGAGGCUGAGCGGAGUUCUGAUUUGCAAUCGAACUAUUACCGAAGCUGACGCUCGUUAUUAUUUUGUUUCAGGGUUACCUCAACCUCAACGAGAAUGGCUUGAGAACCAGUUAGAAAACGAACGGAAGAGUAGAGAAACGGCGCCUUCAAUCGACGAAGUACUCGACCUUCUUUACACGCGCUUCGAUCCCAAACAUCUGUUCUACGAUCCUUGGAAGGCAAUACGUUUCCCCGAUCCCGAUAGAGUCCAAUUUGACGAUGAAGGCGAACGUAAAGAACGCUUCAAAGCCGACAACAAGAAAGUAGACGCACGCCCGACUGGACAAGGUGUUCCUUCAACUUCUAUUGACGACUUAGCGGCUCAACUCGAGGCCUUGAAGAUCAAUCAAGCGCAGGUGAUGUCUUUACUUUCUUCUGUUCAAAAUUCUCCGAUACCUCAAAGCACGUCUUCAGGUUCUCAACCAAGACCAACGACUGGGUUAUACGAAUCCAAGCGCUGCUUCGUAUGUGGGAAGGAAGGUCCACAACUUACUCACAAACUUCAUCCCGCCCAUUGUCCAGAAACUAAGUCUCUAGUCGAUGAAGGAUUGGUCAGAUGGGACGAAAAUCUUAUGAAGUAUACGUUGAUUAAUGGUAAAGAUCUUCCUAAAGUUGCACGAACUCAACAAGGGGGAGUAGCGGCCUUCAUUCGCGAACAUCCGGCAAUCGCAAGAUCCGAAUCGGCGAACGAGAAGCAACGUCAAGUUCGAUUUGAACGAGAUGCACCUCCUCAUCAAACACCUUCACGUACUAGCAACUUGGAUCUCUAUAUUGAUGGACAUCCGGCAUUCACUAACGAAGUUUUCGAUUCAUCUAACGCUGAAUACAAUACUUACCCAGUUGACAGAACCGGUAGAGAUUCGUCAACUAGAUACGAUCCGUUAGCAAGACGUGACCCUCAUUCCAACAAAGGCAAAGAUCAAGCUCGACCUAACAGACCGCUUCAAGGACCUGGCGUUCCUGGACCUUCAACUUCGCAACCUCAACCUUCGUCAGCACCACCUCCGAAGCCAAAGGAAAAGAACAUCGAAAUACUGCCGCCGACGAACCCUAUCAAUAGACGAGAUGGAUGGAAAGAGUCGGUACCUUCGAAGUCCAAGACUCAGAAGGAUGUGAAGAUGAACGAACCUAAAUCCGAUAAGCCCUCCUAUCAUUUUACUUCCGACGUACAACAGAAAGCUGAUUCUAAAGCUAUCUACGAACAUAUCAUGUCGCAGAUGGUUUCCCUUCCUAUUCUACAAGUCAUUGGCAGCAGUCCGAGUCUUCAAAAACUGUUUUCCGAAGCCACGAAGUCUAGGCGCGAAUAUUUGAACACGAAAUCAGCUGAGUUCCUUCCUUAUGAUAAUUUUGAUGAUUCCUAUUCUCUCGAGGAUACCGAAUAUACGGGAAACAUCGUUCAUUUGCAUCUUACGGAACGCGACUUGCGUAAUGACAGAUACAAGGUUGACGACCUUGUCAUAGGAGCUGAAGACGCUUCGAUGGUUAGAGCCUUUCUUGCUCGAGCCUCAACAGCGAUUUUGAAAGAACCGUCCAAAAAGUUCUUUGCUAUGGUCACCGGAACGUUAGACGUUCAGAUCAACGGUGUAACCUUUUCAGCUAUGAUUGAUACUGGCUCUGAGCUUAACGUUGCGUCUGUCGACGUGCCUGAUCGCGCUUCUCUUGCAGUUGACUUUGAAGGAAUGAAUUGGAGCCUUAAGGGUAUCCACGGAAGGCCCGAACAACUUCAUGGAGUGGUUAUCGAUGCUCCUAUGAAACUCGGAAGACACGAAUUCCCGCACCACAUAUUCGUUUCUCACCAGAAGAUGGAUAAGCAAGAUAUCAUACUCGGACAACCCUUCCUCACGACGUACAGCGCCCGGAUCCAAUACCAUCAAACAGGACUCGUCAAUCUUUUGCUUUGGAAGGAUCCAGAGGAUGGUAAACGUGCUACGUUGACUAUUAACCUAACACAGGCAAACGAUCCUCGUAACAAGACUACUAUUGGAUGUCCACGCCACUCUCAAUCCGCCCGAGUUGAGGAGUACGAUUCCGACGAACAAAAUUUCUAAAGAUGGAGCCGCAACCACAGAUCUUCCAUGCGUCUCCAGCUGUUGUAGGAAGAUCAAUGUUAGCUUUGUUAGGAGACGCUGAGUAUUCCGAAUUUGAAUUUCUUUUUGAUGCUUCCCUUCCGCCCCAAUAUGAUCCGCUACUUUACCAUUCUAUUAAUGCUACCACCGAUUAU
Messenger RNA from Marasmius oreades (fairy-ring Marasmius), 3153 nucleotides. RefSeq lists its product as uncharacterized. Lineage: Eukaryota; Fungi; Basidiomycota; Agaricomycetes; Agaricales; Marasmiaceae. The record is from RefSeq and is a predicted model, not a curated record. Bases 380 to 2980 code for a protein of 866 amino acids. The transcript has a single exon.